Molecule: messenger RNA, 1027 nt
Organism: Oppia nitens
Lineage: Eukaryota; Metazoa; Arthropoda; Arachnida; Sarcoptiformes; Oppiidae
Gene: THG
Exons: 3
Coding region: 95-1027 (310 amino acids)
Biological process (GO): tRNA modification
Molecular function (GO): magnesium ion binding; tRNA guanylyltransferase activity
Source: RefSeq, a predicted model, not a curated record
AAUAAGUUGUAAUAAAAAAAAUAAAUGCCUUUUUUUAUUAAGAAACUAUUGGAUCAGCUAAUAGAUAGACAGAUAAAGAGUGAGUGAAGAAGUGAUGUCCAAAUCAAAGUACGAAUACGUUCGGACAUAUGAAGACUCGUCGGAUCACAUAUUACUGAAGGACUGCUAUAUUGUCGUCAGAAUUGAUGGACAAAAGUUUCAUAAGUUUACCAAAAGACACAAUCUUUUGAAACCUAAUGACAAACGAUGUCUGGAUCUGAUGAACGAAUCGGCCAAACAUGUCAUCAAAUGCUUCUUCCCGAACAUCGUUAUGGCAUACGGACAGAGCGAUGAAUACAGUUUUCUUAUCCGUCGUAUGUCUGAUCUCUAUAAGCGACGCCAAAACAAAGUCCAAUCACUUAUUUGUUCUUCAUUUACUUCGGCAUUUGUCUACUAUUGGUCACAAUAUUUUUCAAGUAACGAGUUGUUCACCGAUCGGAGGCCAUCGACAUUAUCAUCAUCGGUGGUGACACUUCAAUAUCCGCCGGCAUUCGACAGCCGUUGUAUUCUCUAUCCGAACGCCAAAGUCGUUAUGGAUUACUUCCGAUGGCGACAAGUGGACUGUCACGUCAACAAUCUGUACAAUACUGUCUUCUACGCACUCACCGGUCAAUACACUAAAUAUCUUAUCAGUAGUUCCAGUAGUGAUAGUUCAUAUAAGAUCACCACUUGCGACAAACAAGUCCAGCCCAUGACUCCGAAAGAGGCUACCGAUAGACUGUCAAAGACUAUCAGCUCAGAUAAACAUGAGAUCAUGUUUACAGACUAUGGUAUUAACUAUAAUAAUGAAUUGGAACAGUUUAAGAAGGGAUCAAUUAUUUUGUUGAAUAUCAACGACGAUGUACUCCAACAGAUUAAACCGAAAAAGAAAAAUUGGGAUCAAAUACGUGAAGAUAUCGAUGUCGAUCUAAAUCAGUUUAUUGAUGUAAAACAUUGUGAUAUCAUUAAAGACGAGUUUUGGGACCAAAAUCAAUCACUUUUAACAUAA